Myxocyprinus asiaticus (Chinese sucker) is the source of this 6986-nucleotide messenger RNA. RefSeq names its product period circadian protein homolog 3-like. Gene Ontology annotation, cellular component: nucleus; cytoplasm. The coding region runs from base 522 to 4334 and encodes 1270 amino acids. Gene Ontology annotation, molecular function: transcription cis-regulatory region binding; transcription corepressor binding. The record is from RefSeq and is a predicted model, not a curated record. Gene Ontology annotation, biological process: entrainment of circadian clock by photoperiod; circadian regulation of gene expression; negative regulation of transcription by RNA polymerase II. The transcript has 22 exons. Lineage: Eukaryota; Metazoa; Chordata; Actinopteri; Cypriniformes; Catostomidae.
UUAAACUCACGUUGGAAUAAUGUGUAACGCUCCGGCCGAGUAAUGGAGGGAUGCAAGAGAAACUAGAACAAGCUUAUUAUUGAUAAUUGAAUAUGAUCAAGCGUCUUUAACAGAUAUCAGUCGUGAUUUAAAGAGUGGAUUUAUGGCUUUAAUGUUAGUCUGAUUCUAAAGGAAGUUUAACAAGACAAGAAACGCAGGAGGAAAUCCAACACGGCGAGCUGCUUCCAUUAAUUUCCACUGAGCUAACACACCCACUGUUGUGAUUUAAGGUGUGCUGGCGUCUUACACGUUACACCGCAGGACAUGUCAACUUCCCAUCAGAUACACAUAUCUGUUUCUCUUGCAGUUCUCUGAACAGUCGGCUUCAAUGGAAGCUCUACGUGAUCACCAAUUAGAGUCAACCUUGUUAAAGAUCAUCGGACAAAUGGAUUGCUCUAUCGACAAACAUUGUUAAUGUGGAUAAAGGUGACAGAGCAUCUAGAUACCGGAGCAAAGGAUCCAUAGAGGAAUUUCAGAGGGGGAUGCAGGGAGGAGAUAGCUAUCCCGAUGGAGAAGAGGAGUGCUCUUCUCCAGGCUCUAGCGAGCAAGUGGGACAGACGGACCAAACAAACAAUGGUCAGGAGCUGGCCACCAGUGGAACUGGGUCUGGAUCGGGCUCAGGGGAGGAGGAGGAGGCCGAGGACCGGCGAGGAGGAGCCAGCGAAGGUGAGAGCUCGGCAGGGUGCGAGGAGAGCAGUGGAGAACGUUCCGGUGGUGAGCAGACGCAGGAUGAUGUAGAUAUGAACAGCGGGCACGACUCCAGUAGCGGUAAUGACAGCGUCGGUGGAUCACGACAUCAUCAUUCGUCCUCGGCCAAUUGCAGUCCUGGAAGCACCACGGGAUCAGGCAGCACCAAGAGCUCAAAAUCUGCUACUGGUUCCUCGUCCUCCAGUUACCACAGCUCUCAUCGCACAGAGUGCAGUGAGCAGACGGAACACUGCCGAGAGCAGACGCACAGAGAGAUGAUGCAGACGGUGCAGGAGAUGAAGAAACGGCUGCCAUCUGAGAAGAGAAGCCGCAGCAAAGCCAGUACUGUAGAAGCACUGAACUACGCUCUCAACUGUGUCAAACAAGUUCAAGCAAACAGCGAGUACUACAACUUACUAAUGAGCAGCGGUCUCGAGGAGAGACGAGACAUGACGGUGUGCACCUUAGAUGAACUGGAGGGGAUUACAUCCGAACACACACUGAAAAACACGGUUCGUCCCUACUGCAUUUCCACCGAGUUUGUGCUGGUGUUCUCGCUGGCCUCUGGGAAGGUGGUGUACGCAUCGGAACAGGCCUCCAGCGUGCUGCACUGCAGACGGAAGUUUCUGGAAUCUGCCAAGUUCGUGGAGCUGCUGUACCACCAGGACGUUAACGUGUUUUACUCGCACACGGCACAACCGUGCCUGCCACCCUGGAACAUGGGCAGAGACAACACGGCGGUUCCAUUUAAAUGUGCCCAGGUCAAAUCCUUCUUUUGUCGAAUAAGGGGAGGGAAAGACAGAGAUGGAGAGAUGCGUUAUAUUCCUUUCCGGAUCACUCCAUACCUUCAGAAGGUUCAGGGGUCGAGCAUAGAGCCGGAGCCCUGCUGUCUGGCCCUCGCCGAACGCAUCAUCUCAGGAUACGAGGCCCCUCGCAUUCCCAUAGACAAGCGCAUAUUCAGCACGACACAUUCGCCUGGCUGUGUCUUUUUAGAAGUGGACGACCGUGCUGUGCCUUUGCUCGGCUACCUUCCUCAGGACCUGAUUGGAACCUCAGUGUUGACCUGCCUCCAUCCAGAUGAUCGGCAGCUUAUGCUGGCCAUGCACCGCAAAAUUCUAAAGUAUGCAGGUAAGCCUCCAUUUGAGCACUCGCCCAUACGGUUCCGGUGUCAGAACGGAGAAUACGUCACCCUGGACUCCAGCUGGUCGAGCUUCAUCAACCCUUGGAGUCGCAAGGUGGCCUUCAUCAUCGGCAGGCACAAAGUUUGCACUGUGCCUCUAAAUGAAGACGUUUUUGCUGCACGGAGUAAUGCAGAGCAACCGGGCAUGUGUGAGGAUGUUAAAGAGCUGCAGUCCAUGAUCUACAAGCUUUUCCUGCAGCCAGUUCAUAACAACGGUUCCAGUGGUUAUGGCAGUAUGGGGAGUAACGGCUCUCAUGAGCAGUACAUCAGCGUUGCGUCCUCCAGCGACAGCAACGGAAAUGUCUGGGAAGAUUCACACAGACCAAUGACAAUGCAGCAGUUCUGUGCUGAUGUUAAUAAAGUGAAAAACUGGGGCCAGUCAGCAUAUCUAGGCUCCCAGAGGAUGCUCACACCUUUAUGGCCACCCACUGCAGGCACUCAUCUGAACACUGGUCAGAGAAUGGGAAUCAGAGACCACUUUAAGAAAUCUCUGCAGGAAGCCAGAAAACAACCACACAUUCCAUCCUACCAGCAAAUCAACUGUGUGGACAGUAUCAUCAGAUAUUUGGAAAGCUGUACAACCUCUGCUUUAAAACGCAAGAGCGAGUCUCUAUCCAUAGCUACCUCCUCAUCUUCCUCCAUGUCUGAGGAAGGUAAACCACGAGCAAAUGCACAUGAAGAUGCUACAAACACAGAUGAGACUGCACUAGAGGGUGCUGGACCUCCAGGCAGCCAGGUUUCAGCCGGUUUGGCAACAAGGGCAGCAGAGGUGGGAGACAUCAGGAUCCACACAGAAGCCAUGAGUGUCAUCAGUCAGUGCAGUUACAGCAGCACCAUAGUGCACGUACCUCAACCUGGCUCAGAGAUCAAUGCCUUAGAAGAUGCCCCAAUGGGCAGUGAGCCAACAGACUCCGCCCCCACACCUGCACGCCCCACGCCCAGCACAUCCUCGGCAGCUCAGGAGGAGUUACUCUUGGUGGGCCUCACGAAGGAGGUGCUUUCGGCCCACACCCAGAAAGAGGAGCAGCAAUUUGUGGACCGUUUUCGACACCGUAUCCUGCAGAGUCCCUACAGCUCCUACCUGGAAAGGGACAACAGCAGCAUGGCCCACUCCCAUCACAUAGGUGAUGCUGUGCGACCACCGAACAAACGGCCGAAACCAGAGGACUCGUCGGACAGCUACGGCUCGCAACCGGGCAAUUACUGUUCACUUCCCAGGCCCACAGGCCUACUGCAUUCCUCAUGGCCUUCCUCAGAGUCCUCCCAACCCACUCCACCCAACCCUGGCUAUGUGCCACCUGUGCAAAUGGGCCCCUACCUCCCUGUCGUUGGCCUGGAUCAGCAGCAAGGGGUCCAGCCUGACCAAGUUGUUCAGCAACCAAUUCAGCCUGCCCCCCCCAUCAUGGUUGUUGUCCUUCCUGGUUACCCUCCCUACCCUGGCAUGGUUCUGCCGGUUGUGCCCCCAACAGGACCCUGGUUCAUUCCUCAGCCCACUGUCUAUGUCCCACCUGGCACCCCACCCAUGCCACAGGGGCCUCCUCCGCAGGAGCCGCCCCCAAGGCUCUGGGACACAGAGGUUGGCACUGCCCCAGUGGUCGAGGAGAAUCCAAACUCCUGGUGCGAGGAAGCACAACCUACGGCGCUGUUCUCCAGUUCACGCUCCAGCUCGCCGAUCCAGCUGAACUUACUCCAGGAGGAGUUGACCAAACCAACAGAACCCCACGCCAGCACCGGUCCAGAGAGUCUGCAUGAGCACCACGCCAAAGCGAAAGAUACGCCAAGUGAGUCAGGUAACCAAGACGCUCAUUCUACCUCCAGCGAGAUGAUUGAUCAGAUGCUACAGGAGGAUGCACGAUCAGGGACCGGCUCCAAUGCCUCGGGCAGUGGCUCGGGGGAGUCGGGAGGUUCUCUGGGUUCUGGGUCCGGACUCUGCUCAAACGGAACAUCCACUAGCCACACCGGCAGCAGCAACAGCAGCAAGUACUUCGCCAGCAACGAUUCGUCGGACACGUCGCGGAAGGCGCAGAAGACUGCCGAGGCCCAGGAAAGGGAGCGUACGACCUUUAAGAAACACGUGGACAACCCACUUUGGAGCAUGAUCAAACAAACUCCCGAACCUGUCAUGAUGACCUAUCAGAUCAGCCCCAGGGACCAGGCGCAGGUUCUGCAGGAAGAUCGGGAAAAGCUGCUUCUGAUGCAGCCCAUGCAGCCCUGGUUUACCCAGGAACAGAGGAAAGAGCUUGCUGAUGUUCAUCCCUGGAUCCAACAGCACACGGUCCCACAGGAGGUCAACACUCAGGGUUGUGUGAGUUGUAACCCCUCCCCCAUGGCACCAGGUGAGGAGCUGACCAUCCAAACUGACGCUCCAAACCCACCAACUCCUGAUAGUUUGUCGUCACAGGACACUAGUCGCAGCACAGACACCUGACAGCACUUUAAGUUCAAGCACACACCAGCACCUCUUACCCCUUGUGGCCUGGGACUGCAAAGCAAAGAAGGACUUCUAGCGGACGACGAGUUGCGUGCAUGCGCCACCGUCGCAGUUCCGCCCAAAGACACGAAACGAGGCGAGUCCUCUGCACUUGGAUCAAACCACGUAUAGGUCAGACUGACCUCAUUAUUGUACAAAUCCACAAGUGCACUACGGUCGUCACGUGACUAGCAGUAGUCCAGUCCUUUCUCUCUGUUUUCCCUAACAGACCAUGGACCCGAACAACUGUGAACAUUUGACUUUAAUUUGGCAAUGAAGUCGUAUUCAUCCCUGUGUUCUUGAAUUCCUCUCCUUUCUUUUUUUCCUAUUUUUUGGUAGACUGUUGCCCAAGUGUAUUCUGAUGGAGUAGUUGCAACUCUGCCCAGUGUUUUUAGAAUAAUUUUGUUUAUUAAUGACCUUCCCUCGACUAAAUCUUAAAAGAAGGGACUUGGUUUAUGAACCAGUAGAUCUCCCAGAACUACUUACAGUUAUAGUUCUAUGUCUGACCACUUGUGUAGACAUGUUUGUAUGCUCUUAUGUCCCCAUAAUGCCUGUCCAAAGUGUCCCUCAGUUCUUAAAGAACACAAGCACUUGCUGUCAAAACCAAGAAUAGACAAACAGAAUUAAUGUAAUUUUACGAUCCACAGCAUGAAGAAUGAGAUUUACUGCUGCUUAUUUUAAUUUUUUCAUCUCAAUUACAUGUUGGUCUCCAUGUUGGCCAAUUUUUUUUCUUUUAAAUAGUAGUAAAAUGAGGUGUCAAUUAAGUUAUCUUGUUGAAAGGAGUCUUUAUUUAUUAAAUUCGUCCACUCUGAAGUUUAAACUGGUCAUUUAAAUGAGGCCUUAAAUUGGUUUCUGACGGUGUGUUAGUUCAUUUUCUCUUUUCUCAAUUUUACAUAUUUUUACACUAUAUAUGUGACAUUAGAUGGAUGUUGAGCAAUGUAUUAAUAUGAUAUAAGUCUCUAAGUAAUGGUUGUAAUCUGUAGAUACAGACAUUGUUCUCUUGAAUCUAAAUAAGGAAAAUCUGUUAAGAACAUGUCUGGGUCAUAUUUCCCCCAAAAUCACAAGAAAUAAGAAAUUAUAUUUUGCUUACAGAAAAUGAAGCCUAUUUGUGGGACCAUUGAGAUUUUUUUAUAUUGUAUGACAAUAUGGUCUUGACAAUUAACCCCCUUGAAAAAGGGGUGCGCUAUAUUGCGGAAAAGGUUUACGCUUAAAAUGUUAAAGUCCCCGUUUACACGAGUCAGACAUAUGAGAUAACAUUUGAAAGCUUAGAAUCUGAACUUUUCAGGGAAUACCAUUACUUCUGCUUUUAUGUUACAUAAAAUAACAAAAAAAAAAAAGGCCUGAAAUCACUAGUGCCUCCUAGGGGUAAUUUGGUAGAAAUAUUAAUAUGAAUAUAAAAGUCUUUCACAUAGCACUUAAAUGGACAAGUCAUAUUUUAAAUGAAAGCUCUCAUUCUCAGGAAUGUGACUAUAGUAUUUUAUUUUUUGUUUCCCUAAUACCACAGUUCAAAAGAUUUUCAAAAAAAUCACAAAGUGAAAUAUGAUUUCUAUAAGUCAUCAAUUACAAACGUCUCUUUUAUGUGCCAGAUCAUUGCUGCUGUAAGUCCCAAGUAGCCAAAAACUUUAUAUCUGCUCUUACCUUUUUCUAAAAAAUUAGCUAUUUUUUACUUGUCUGUGAGCUUGCUUGGCUUAAUAAUCCAAUAUUAUAUCUUAGAUGUCCAGAACAAAAUAUGAAGGCCAAGCAUGCUAAGCAAAUCAUUGGACAAAUAUGUUUUUGACCAUUGAUGAUAAAGUUUAUACAUCAUCACAAAGUGGAUGAUCUCAGCUUUCUAAAGACACUUAGAUUGAGCUUCUAUUUCUUUCAGAGGACGAGAUAUUCAAUGAAACAAUGGGGGUGGUGCAUGAACUGAAAAUUAGACUGAAUGUCUAUGGAUGAGCACAUCUGUGAGGGCUAAAAUGUGUUAGAGGCGCCACCUACAUUUCAGAUCUGUAUGUUGUGAUGGAAUGUGAUAGAGUCAAUGCUUGCUGCCAACUAGUGGAAUCAAAUAAAUCUUUUCAAAGUGAGAGAGUGAACAGAACCAGAAUUACAUGCAUAUGAAGCUAGGGCAAAAACUUUGUUUAUCAUUAAGAAUAUAAACAUACAAUAUUAUUUAUGAAUAAUUGGAGACUUUUUUUAAUAUGGGGGUUUCCUGAAAAAUGAGACCAAAAUUUUUGCUUUUAAGUUUAUGUGUGGAAAAAUUGCAGGUGGCAGCCUAAAGGGGCAGUGGUGGCUCAGCGGUUACAGUUCUGGGUUACUGAUCAGAAGGUUGGGGGUUCAAGCCCCAGCACUGCCAAGAUACCACCAUUGGGCCCUUGAGCAAGGCCCUUGAUCCUCUCUGCUCCAGGGGUGCUGUAUCAUGGCUGACCCUGCACUCUGACCCCAGCUUAGCUGGGAUAUGUGAAAAAAAAAAAAAAAAGAAUUUCACUGUAUAUGUGCAGAACAUAUAAUGUGUGAUACAUAAAUAAAAUAAAAAAAUUAUAAAAGUGCACCAGGGGUUAAGGACUUAAAGGAUGCAAUUAAUGGAUAAAUAUUUGUACAAAAAAUUUAUACUAUAUAAAUAAUUAUAUAUAA